This is a messenger RNA of Engraulis encrasicolus (European anchovy), 2878 nucleotides long. RefSeq names its product GATA binding protein 5 (gene gata5). Bases 368 to 1519 code for a protein of 383 amino acids. Lineage: Eukaryota; Metazoa; Chordata; Actinopteri; Clupeiformes; Engraulidae. The record is from RefSeq and is a predicted model, not a curated record. Gene Ontology annotation, biological process: cardiac muscle tissue development; cell fate commitment; positive regulation of transcription by RNA polymerase II. Gene Ontology annotation, molecular function: zinc ion binding; DNA-binding transcription factor activity, RNA polymerase II-specific; RNA polymerase II cis-regulatory region sequence-specific DNA binding. Gene Ontology annotation, cellular component: nucleus. The transcript is spliced from 7 exons.
UCUUCAGAUAGAGCGAAGGCAAAGACACAACUUAACAACUAUCCGAGGGAUCGAACGAAUUUUGGUGGAAAAUAAGAUAUUCCUUUUCGGAGCCUUUUGGAUCUCUUCUCCACCCUACUGCUGGCUAUUCGCUCCGUGGUCAUACUGGGAGAAAGAGGUCGACUAAAACACUAUUCAAUCAACUCCAGUUGAAGCGAGGGUUCCUGCUUUAUCGCCGACCGUCCUUAUCUGGAGCGGGGCUGUCUCUCUGACUAUUCCGGAGUUCUUUUACCAUUUUGUGGAGAUAAAUGAACCAGUGACCCUCUAACUCAGGAUAAGGCAUAUCAAACCGUCUCAACUACCCAAGAAGAAGACUCCAGGCUUCAGAAUGUACCAAAGCUUGGCUUUAUCCUCCAACCCGUCUCCAUACGCACAUGACACUGGGAACUACAUCCACCCCUCGGCAAGCUCCCCCGUGUAUGUGCCCACCACCCGGGUGCCAGCCAUGCUGCAGACCCUCCCCUACCUGCAGACGUGCGAGUCUACCCAUCAGUCGCACGGCCUCGGUGGGCACCAUGGCUGGCCACAGUCGAGCACGGAAAGCUCCUCUUUUAACCCCGGCAGCCCUCAUCCUCCCCCUGGAUUCUCCUACUCCCAUAGUCCUCCGGUAAGCAGUAGCACCGGUAGGGACUCUGCGUACCAGAACCCCCUGGUACUGAGCAACAGCGGCCGAGCUGACCAAUAUGGAGGCGCCUUGGUGCGCUCGGUUGGGGGAUCCUACUCAAGCCCGUACGCUGCUUAUAUGAGCCCAGAUAUGACUACGACCUGGACGCCUGGACACUUCGAUGGUGGCAUGAUCAGCCUUCAGGGACGACAGGGCGCGCUAUCUGGAAGAAGGUCCAGUUUGGACAUGUUGGAGGAGUUGCCGGGCGAAGGCCGCGAAUGUGUGAACUGUGGCUCUAUCUCCACCCCGCUGUGGAGGCGAGAUGGCACGGGACACUACCUGUGCAACGCCUGCGGCCUUUACCACAAGAUGAACGGCAUCAACAGACCGCUGAUCAAGCCCCAGAAACGCCUUCAGACCACCUCUCGCCGAGUGGGCCUGUGCUGCACUAACUGCCACACCAGUACCACCACCCUGUGGCGCCGCAACGCGGAGGGGGAGCCCGUCUGCAACGCAUGCGGACUCUAUAUGAAGCUCCACGGGGUGCCCAGGCCGCUGGCUAUGAAGAAAGAGAGUAUUCAGACCAGGAAGAGAAAACCAAAGAUGCCCAAGACCAAAACGUCCUCAGGGUCCUCAGCCUCCGGCACCAGCUCGCCCUCCUCUCUGUCUGUGUCUGAGAACGCCUCCACGAUAAAGAGUGAACCCAACAUGGCGCCCUCCCCAUACGCCGGGCAGACCAUCGUAUCCGUCUCCCAGGCAUCUUCCCAGCUGGAGAGCACAAGUUCAGGACAUGUGGAUAUCAAAUAUGAGGACUAUUCUUUCACCCCCACCUCCAUCGCUGCGCAGAACUCUUGGUGUGCUUUGACCCAGGCGUGAUCUCUCUUCCCUGGGGAAGGAAGAGAAGGGGGGUGGGCGGGUCGGCUGAAGGGGACCCUCCUCACUGGUGCCCUGGAGCAACCCAGAGCCAUGCUACAAUCCUGCUACGUGUGGAUGCACACAGGCCCUUGAUAACUACCUAUUGUUGUAAUUAUAGAACUCUUCAUCCUCUCCCACACGGCAACACUGGCAGAGUUUGGUCUGCUCUGCUCUGUGUGUGCACGAGCUCGAGGGAGAAGAAUGUUAAGUGGAUCGUGAAGGACUUUGAGAUGCACAGAGGCAUUGAAUGACUUAUGACUUAUGACUAUGAAUGGCUGCAGUUCAGUUUUUAUUUUGUUUUGUGGUAGUAUGUGUUCCACGUAUCAGUUGUUGGUAUCAUUCACGUUUCUUUUUUUUUUAACAAGCUUGGCUGCUGGACAGAUUAACAGCCCGCCACGAGUCAACAAGUUGUCUGCGGGUGCACGAAACUCGAAAAUGCUGGAGCAGUGUUGGGAGAGAGAGAGAGAGAGAGAAAAAAAUUACAAUCUUUUUAUGACUUCUGAAAUUGUUUCAAUACUCAAAAUGUAAAUGAUUAACUUUUAAAGACACAUUAUUUAUGUUGAGAUAAGGACAGCCAAGAAAACACAAAGUGUUCCCACAAAACCGUCCUUUCUCUCUCUCUCUCUGUCUCUCUCUCUGUCUCUCUCUCUCUCUCUCUCUCUCUCUCUCUCUCUCUCUCUCUCUGCACAGAGACAGACAUUCUGUUUUUUCUUCUUCUUUGUGAUGUCAGAAAUUCCGACUCUCCACUUGGCCACCUCUGCUCGUGUGCGAGAUUGAGAGAUAGGCCGUGGUGCUCUUUUGCCUUUGUUAAUUGGUGUAUUUUAAUGGUGUAUGUCUGACAAUCUUGAAGUGCAAUGACCCUCCCCUGUCUGUUUUAAAAGAAACAUUUUACAAAGGGACACAUGUUAAUUGUGUAAGAUGUUUGUUCUCUCUGUGUUUUGAGUAUGUUAACCAAAAUGUAUUUGCAGCAUUUUGUUGAAUUAUAAGGGAAUGAUAUUAAUAUUUUAUUUGCCUCUGAAAAAAAUCACUGGGCCAGGGGUAUAUUGUCUGAGUAUGUUUGUUGUUUUUAUUUUAUUUUUUGUGAAGCUCUUCCUUAGAUUAAUAAACCAACAAUUUACCAUACUCACCCCAUAGUAAUACUAUGUAUGGGCAUGUAUUCCUAAUUCAAGCUAAACCUCUCCAAACAUUAAGUGUGAAUGUUGAAUUUAUUUUCCGACCCAUGUUUUCUUUUUUUCCUGAAAAAGAAAAAUGACAUUUCAAUUAGUAAACAUUGGAACAAGUCAGAUGUAAUUAUGUAUUUAUGUAAUGAAUUGAAUUGUA